GCUCCUGUCUGAAGGCUCCAGCUUCUCUUCCCCAGGUGCCCGUCUAAUGGGGAGAUGGCUGACGCCCAGAACAAUUCGCUGGACAGCCCGGGCAGUGUGGGGACUGUGGCGGUGCCUGUGGUCUUCGCCCUCAUCUUCCUGCUGGGCACAGUGGGCAACGGGCUGGUGCUGGCCGUGCUGCUGCAGCCUGGUGUGAGUGCCUGGCAGGAGCCGGGCAGCACCACAGACCUGUUCAUCCUCAACCUGGCGGUGGCCGACCUCUGCUUCAUCCUGUGCUGCGUGCCCUUCCAGGCCGCCAUCUACACGCUGGACGCCUGGCUCUUCGGGGCCCUGGUUUGCAAGGCCGUGCACCUGCUCAUCUACCUCACCAUGUACGCCAGCAGCUUCACGCUGGCGGCGGUCUCAGUGGACAGGUACCUGGCCGUGCGGCACCCGCUGCGCUCGCGGGCCCUGCGCACGCCCCGCCACGCGCGCGCCGCCGUGGGCCUGGUCUGGCUGCUGGCGGCGCUCUUCUCCGCGCCCUACCUCAGCUACUACGGCACCGUGCGCUACGGCGCGCUCGAGCUCUGCGUGCCCGCCUGGGAGGACGCGCGCCGGCGCGCCCUGGACGUGGCCACCUUCGCCGCCGGCUACCUGCUGCCCGUGGCCGUGGUGAGCCUGGCCUACGCGCGCACGCUGCGCUUCCUGUGGGCCGCCGUGGGCCCCGCGGGCGCGGCGGCGGCCGAGGCCCGGCGCAGAGCCACGGGCCGCGCGGGGCGGGCCAUGCUGGCGGUGGCCGCGCUCUACGCGCUGUGCUGGGGCCCGCACCACGCGCUCAUCCUCUGCUUCUGGUUCGGCCGCUUCGCCUUCAGCCCGGCCACCUACGCCUGCCGCCUGGCCUCGCACUGCCUCGCCUACGCCAACUCCUGCCUCAACCCGCUGGUCUACGCGCUCGCCUCGCGCCACUUCCGCGCGCGCCUCCGCCGCCUGUGGCCCUGCGGCCGGCCCCGCCGCGCGCGCUGCGCCCCGGGCGCCCGCCGCGCCCUCCGCCGCGUGCGCCCCGCGCCCCUGGGCCCCGCGCCCCUGGGCCCGGCCGGCUGCCCCGGGGACGUGCGGCCGCGCGCCCGGCCGCCGGCGGGGGGCGGCUGGGCCCGGGGGCCCCGCGGGGAGCCCGCCGCGGGCGCGGAGGCUGGAGGGGCCCGGUGCGCCCCAGCUGGGGAAUAA
Messenger RNA from Talpa occidentalis (Iberian mole), 1203 nucleotides. It is a transcript of the gene GALR3, whose product is annotated as galanin receptor 3. Gene Ontology annotation, biological process: neuropeptide signaling pathway; negative regulation of adenylate cyclase activity; adenylate cyclase-modulating G protein-coupled receptor signaling pathway. Bases 55 to 1203 code for a protein of 382 amino acids. Gene Ontology annotation, cellular component: membrane. Gene Ontology annotation, molecular function: galanin receptor activity. Lineage: Eukaryota; Metazoa; Chordata; Mammalia; Eulipotyphla; Talpidae. The transcript is spliced from 2 exons. The record is from RefSeq and is a predicted model, not a curated record.